Linnemannia hyalina is the source of this 2142-nucleotide messenger RNA. The record is from the annotation of a GenBank genome assembly. Lineage: Eukaryota; Fungi; Mortierellomycota; Mortierellomycetes; Mortierellales; Mortierellaceae.
AUGGCAGGACGCAAGACUGGACCACGGAGGUUUUAUAUUUGCGGUAUCCCCGUCACUUAUGAACUGCUCCUCCGUAUCGCCAUCUUGAUCAUCACCAUUGCCGUUUUGGUAUUUGCAGCGAUCCCCAAGGUCAAGUCGAUUCUCGACCAGGUCAACUAUGUCUCGGUCAAGAUCACCGACAAGCCCCAGAUCCCUGUUCCCGACAUCAUCAUUUGUAGUCAAUUCUUGGACACCGUCGAGUUGGACAUUGUCACCAGGACACAGUACGAAGAUGGACGACAGGGUCAGGAUGUCAAGGUUCCCGUCAAUAAGGAUUUCUACGAGAUCAAGAAUGCGACAGAGUUCAAUCUCCAGGCCAAUGGUGACUGGGACAGGACUGACGGCAAGUGUGUCUUCCUCCACCGCCAACCAGAUUUCUUCUAUCCCAAGAACCUCGACGGAAGCAGUCUUCCCGCUCUAGUGAAAAUCGUCUUUGCGUGCACUGCCAGUGCGCCCUACCUCGGUACCGCACCUGCCGGUCUUUCUAUGGCGAUCUGGAACGGAGAUGUGAAUGUUACCAUGAUUCAGCCCAUCUGGGGCGCCAUUCCUUCCAUUAAUACAUUGACCUUUGUGUACUCGGAGCAUCAACUAUUGAGAGGAGGAUCUCAACCGCGUUACACCCUUCAAAAACAAAACUUGCGAACCAUGGACAUUGCGGCAAAACAAGUUUUCGCUAAGGUGGAGAUCUCACCCGACUCGUUCUAUAUCAACCAGUACAACGACAACAAAGGAUACUCUUGGGUAGAUCUUGCAGGAGCCAUUGGAGGAAUGGCCUCAAUUGCACUUGCGCUUUGGAUCUUCUUAUUCGGGAGCGGCAGGUACAAGAGUUGGGGUAUUAUGCAGCGUUACGUCCUUCAAACAUCCCCUAACUCGAGGAGGUACCGCAACGAUGACGUCCCACCCAAGAAUGCUUUUGAAGCCUUCCAGCGGUGGAUCAAGAAGCGGUUUUCGCGACUCGACAGUAACGCCGACAAUGAUCCCGACAACAUGCCCCUCCGCGCUGAUCCUCGUCGCCAUUCUUUGCGUUAUAGCACUGCACUCAACACUGCGGCUGCUGUGGCUGGCGGUGGUGGAAAGGGCGGUAAUGGCAACAACAAUAACUGGACAAACACGCGGUCAUCGAUGGAUCUGUCUGGUGGCAACUACUAUUUCACGGAACAAGGAGCUCCCGGGUCUCACUCCUUGCGACCACUGGCGCCCCUCAACGAGAACGAAGAGUUCUCAGAGGAACAAGAGGUCGAGGAAUUGAUCCGGUUGAUUGAUCUGAGGAUUGACGAGCGAAUGUGGAUGUUGGAGAAGACGCUGUCAAGAUACUAUUUGGAUGGAUUCAGGCUACGCAACUAUUCGAGCCCUUACUCACUUGAGGCUGGCGUUCUUUCUGGCGCUGCCACAGGAGGAGCAGGAGGCAGGGCGAUGAGCAAGGAAGAGGAGGCCAAGAGCGAGAGUAAUUCACCAGGAUCGACGAAUCAUGACUCGAGAAUGGAGUUGUUGGACGGUAGUGGCAAUUACAUGCCUCCCCUGUCGAGCCCUCCUGCACCGGUGUACCCACCCCGGCCUCAGGUCAACCAACACUACGCUUAUUUGGGUGAUAACCAUCAACGACAGCAUCAGCAACAGCAGCACCAGCCACUAGCACCACCAACAGGACCGCUACCACAUGCAGGAGGCGCACCCGUACCACAGAUCAAUAUCUCAGGAGAACCUCUCUCGCCAGCACCUCGUCUCACCCAGUCCGAGAUCGAGCACGGCGCACCAGCACCAGCACCAGCAGCAGGAACGUCAUCAACAGCAGCACCAACGCGGUACCUCCCCUCGGAUUCUGACGGCAGCGCGUUCAUGCUGGACUUGCCUCAGCGGAAUAACAUGCGAGGCACAAUCCGGAAAGCGGUCGAGAGGCUCCAGCAUGAGUGGCCUCAGAGUCGUGCUCAGGAUGUCUAUGUCCCUCGGACACAGUAUAAUGGUCCCGGCGGCAACAAUAACAGUAGCCAGUAUGCCAAUGUUGAUGCUCCUGGGGGCCAUAGUCAAUAUCGCAACAACCAGGAUCAGGACCAGUUAAAUAGGCAGAAUAACCAGCAGUAUACCCCUGGGUCGGACUGGCCAUAG